Molecule: messenger RNA, 2189 nt
Organism: Trichoplusia ni (cabbage looper)
Lineage: Eukaryota; Metazoa; Arthropoda; Insecta; Lepidoptera; Noctuidae
Product: beta-hexosaminidase subunit beta-like
Exons: 10
Coding region: 133-1794 (553 amino acids)
Biological process (GO): ganglioside catabolic process; carbohydrate metabolic process; glycosaminoglycan metabolic process
Cellular component (GO): membrane
Molecular function (GO): beta-N-acetylhexosaminidase activity
Source: RefSeq, a predicted model, not a curated record
UUAAAUUACUAAAUAUAAAAGUAUAAUAGCUAUAAUUAAAGAGUAACUGAGUGAUUGCUUGCUAUUGUCUUAUCUCCAUACUUUGCUAUAUAAAGAUAAACAGUUUAACUCGGACUAUUAACUGAGUAGUACAUGGCAUUUGACUUGUCUGCUAUGUUACGGCACUUGAUACUUUUUAACGCACUUUGCGUGAUUUUUGUGGCUAGUUUUACUGUUAUAAAACCUGGGCCACAAUAUCCCCCGACGAAAGGGAAAGUUUGGCCAAAACCGCAACAACAAACUGAAGAAGAUGCUUAUUAUAAAUACUCAACGUCUUUUUCGUUUGAGGAGACCGGCCAAACUUGCGAUAUUCUUAAAGCAGCAAUUGAUCGCUAUAACAAUGUCUUAAGGAGAACCCAUCUUAUACUUUCGAAAUAUUCGACUGAUCUUUUAAAUCAAGCAACAGAUUUGUCUCUGGACACAAACUUUAAAGGGGAAGUGCGAAAAUUACAAAUCAAUCUGAAAUACCCAUGUGAACGUUACCCACACUUGGACAUGGAUGAAAAAUACAGCCUCAACGUCUCAGCAGUGUCAACACUGGACAGUGACUCAAUAUGGGGGGUUUUGAGAGGUCUUGAGACCUUUGUCCAGAUGUUUUACAUGUCUGACGAUUACAAUGACUUACUUAUCUAUGGGACCCAAAUCGUAGAUUUCCCUAAAUAUUCGCACAGAGGUCUUCUUAUUGACACGUCAAGACAUUACCUCUCUUUAGCUACUAUAUUUAAAACUUUGGAUGCUAUGGAAAUGAACAAGAUGAACGUUUUGCACUGGCACAUAGUAGAUGACCAGAGCUUCCCGUACCAGAGCAAGAAAUUCCCCGCUUUAAGUAAAGCGGCUUUCCACCCUAAAUUGAUAUACACUGCUGACAAUAUCCAAGAAAUAAUCAAUUACGCGACGUUUAGAGGAAUUCGUGUCAUGCCAGAAUUUGAUGUACCAGGGCACACUAGUUCUUGGGGCAUCGCCUUCCCAAAUAUAUUGACCCAAUGUUAUCGAGGUAAUAAUGUGGUAGGUUUAGGUCCGAUGGACCCUACUAAAAAUGCUACCUACGAAGUCAUCAACGAUCUGUUUCAAGAGAUCCAGGAACGUUUCCCGGAUAAGUACUUACACGUAGGUGGUGAUGAAGUCGAAAUGGGCUGUUGGGCAUCAAACCCAGAGAUAAAUAAAUUUAUGGAGGACCACGGCAUGCGAGGCACAAAUGAACUGCACUCAUACUUCAUGAGCAAAAUCAUUCCACUAUUAGGAGAGACAUCCAAACCUAUUGUUUGGCAAGAAGUUUUCGAUGAGAGUGUUGUGCUACCAAAUGGAACAAUUGUGCAAGUGUGGAAAAAUAGAGAAGCCUAUGAAAUGGCUAAUAUCCUGAAGGCUGGCCACAAAGUAAUUUACUCAGCCUCUUGGUAUCUUGACCAUGUAAAUGGAGGUGGAGAUUGGAGUAAAUUCUACUCCUCAGAUCCUCGCUCAAAAGUGUCAGCAUAUUACCCCGAACUGAAUAUAGAGAAUAUAGUGGGUGGAGAGGCUUGCAUGUGGGGUGAAGUUGUAAAUGAUUCAAAUAUGAUAAGCAGGGUGUGGCCUCGCGCUAGCGCGGUAGCCGAAAUACUAUGGAGUGGAUCCGAUGAUAAAGAUAAUUAUUUCUAUUAUGUAAGAGAACUGUCCGACAUAAGCUGCAGACUAGAAGAACACGUCUGCCGUAUGAAUCAACGUGGAGUGAAAGCACAGCCAGCUAGCGGGCCAGGAUUUUGUGCGACUGAUAAUAAUUAAGAUACGGGAUACCGUUUUGACGUAUCGUAAUUGAUAUCGUAUAUAGUAAUUGACCAUUUUACCGUACUGAAGUGUAAUUAGUCUUAAUUACUUUUUAUUCCCUUACAUGAUGUAAAGAAGAAGUACUUUAUUGUUCUGAAACUUUUUAGGGUUGUGAUCGUAAUUUAUACCUUUAUUAAGGACCUCGAUUGUUUCAAAAAAUAUAAAAAUGCGUUAAUAAACCGUUGAGCAAUACAUAAUUAUGCGUCACGAAAGUUAUUGCAAUUAUAUUUAUUUUAACAUAUGUAUAACUAGUGCGCAUACGACUUUUCUAUAACUCUGCAUGCUGUGAAAAGUGUUUUUUAAAUAAUUAUAUUUUUUACAAGCAAUGCACAAAAUAUAUAGUUCAAUUUAAA